CUUUAGCUUCCAUUUUUCUUCAGCAACAACAACAAUGGCUAUGGCUUCUCCAGAUCUCUCUUUUGUCCUCAUUUCAUUCACUCUUUUCUUCUCCAUUUUCCCUUCCCACUCAAAAUUACUAUCUUCUCCUUCUCCUAUUUCCUCUCCAUCACCAAAACCAUCACCUUCAACUCACUCAUCUUCAAUUCUUGAUCCAAAACAACUCAAAGCUUUACAAUCCCUCAACAUCCCUAUAGGAAAAGACCCUUGUAACCCUCAACACAACACCACCAUAACUUGUGACUCUUCAACCCCAUUUCGCCACAUUGUUUCUUUAUCACUCACAAACUGUUCUGAUGACGUGGCAUUAUCAAACACAGCUUUGAAAUCUUUGUCUACACUCAACACCCUAAAGUUUAUCAACUGUCCAGUUAAGCCCAUUAAGUUUCCUGCUCAGCUCACUUCUAGUUUAAAAUCUUUUACCUGUAUAAACAGCUUGAAGAAACUAACUGGGGUUUGGUUAAGUCGGUUACAGAACGUAACCAACUUAACUGUUUCCCAUGUUUCUGUUACUGCUAGUGGUCCUUCUAUAAUCUUGAGCAGUAUGAAGAGCUUGCGAAUUGUUACUCUGUCUGAUGCUAAUCUUACAGGUUAUUUGCCUAAACACUGGCAUGGAAAUGUUAGCUAUAUAGAUUUAUCAGGGAAUAAGUUAAAAGGGAAAAUUCCCAGUUCUUUAACUGAGCUGGAGAAUUUGGUUUUCCUGAAUCUUAGCUCGAAUUCGCUUAACGGGUCGAUACCUGAAUCUUUUGGUGAUUUGUCCUCUUUACAGAAUGUGUCAUUGAGUUCGAAUUCGUUAUCAGGAUCUAUACCUGAUUCCAUUGCUGCUAUUUCAGGUUUAGUUCAUCUUGAUUUAGGGUCUAAUAAGUUAAAUGGAAGUAUACCUGAGUUUAUUUCAGAUAUGAAGAGAUUGAAGUACUUGAAUCUUGAAAAGAAUAACUUUCAUGGUGUUUUGCCUUUUAAUGCUUCGUUUAUAAAGAGAUUGGAUGUGUUGAAAAUAGGCGAAAAUGCGAAUCUUUGUUAUAAUCAUUCAACAUUGUCUAAAAAAGUGAAGCUUGGAAUUGCUCCUUGUGAUAAACAUGGAUUGCCUAUGUCACCUCCACCAUCAAAGGAAAUUAAUUCGGACGAUAGCGAUGAUUCGGAGGAUUAUGCUGAUGAUGAGAGUGAGAAAAAACAUCAUAGUCAUGGACCAAGUAAGGUUGUUCUUGGCAUUGCUAUUGCACUUUCAUUAAUUGUAUUUUUGAUUGUUUUCUUGAUUCUGUUGGCUAAAUGUUGUAAAUGAGUAUAAAAAUGAAAAAAUCUUGAUUAAGUUUAGUUUAGAAAAUUUCUUGAUUGGUGAUUAUGAGAUGUGUUUAGUUACAGUUGUUAUUGUUGUUGUGCCUUAGAAGAAGUAGAAAAGAUGGUUACUUU
This is a messenger RNA of Lycium ferocissimum, 1446 nucleotides long. RefSeq names its product receptor-like protein 51. NCBI's taxonomy places the organism in Eukaryota, Viridiplantae, Streptophyta, Magnoliopsida, Solanales, Solanaceae. The record is from RefSeq and is a predicted model, not a curated record. Gene Ontology annotation, molecular function: protein binding. Bases 35 to 1318 code for a protein of 427 amino acids. The transcript has a single exon.